This is a messenger RNA of Olea europaea var. sylvestris, 1863 nucleotides long. Its product is annotated as pentatricopeptide repeat-containing protein At1g60770. Gene Ontology annotation, cellular component: mitochondrion. The coding region runs from base 183 to 1664 and encodes 493 amino acids. The record is from RefSeq and is a predicted model, not a curated record. Gene Ontology annotation, molecular function: protein binding. The transcript has 2 exons. Lineage: Eukaryota; Viridiplantae; Streptophyta; Magnoliopsida; Lamiales; Oleaceae.
UCAGGCCCAUUUAGAUUUGUAUACCCUGAUCACAAAAUUACCGCAUUGCCACUCUCCUGCUCGACUGCCACUACUCUCGUCUAUCUCCAUCUUUAGGGUUUAUUUUCCGAAGUCAAAUCAAAUGCAACAGUAUCUAUAAAAAUUUCAUCAAAUUCCAACAGCGAAAGUGAGAGAAUCUGAAAAUGGCUUCUACAUUUAUGCAGCAAUUUGCGAAAAAGAAGAACAUUUUAAAGAGGUCAACCAAGAAGUACUUAGAAGAAGCACUUUAUAAGAAGCUCUUUAAGGAAGGAGGAGAAGAGCAAAGGGUAGCCGAACAGCUAAAUCAAUUCUUGAAAUCUCGCAAAAGUGCUUACAAAUGGGAAGUAGGUCAAUCCCUCAAGGUACUUCGCAGCCGCAAGCUCUACCGCCCGGCCAUCAAGCUGUCUGAGACCAUGACGAGGAGGGGGGUGAACAAGACAAUAAGUGAUCAAGCGAUACAUCUAGAUCUUGUUGCAAAGAGUAGGGGAAUUGCUGCUGCAGAAACUUACUUUAUCAAUCUGCCUGAAUCCUCGAAAAACCAUCUCACCUAUGGUGCUCUUCUUAACUGUUACUGCAAGGAUUUAAUGACUGAAAAGGCCGAAACUUUGAUGGAAAAGAUGAAGGAACUUAAUUUAGAGCUAAGUUCCAUGCCCUAUAACAGCCUCAUGACUCUCUACACAAAAACUGGGCAGGCAGAAAAGGUUCCGGCGAUCAUCCAAGAAAUGAAGUCAUGUGAUAUCAUGCUAGAUUGCUACACCUAUAAUGUCUGGAUGAGGGCUCUUGCUGCUAUGAACGAUAUAUCUGGGGUUGAGAGAGUUAUUGAUGAAAUGAAGAGGGAUGGCCGAGUUGCUGGAGAUUGGACAACAUAUAGCAAUUUGGCAUCUAUUUAUGUUGAUGCCAGAUUAUUUGAUAAAGCUGAGAAGGCACUUAAGGAACUGGAGAAGCUAAAUGCUGUACGAGAAUUUUCUGCUUACCAGUUUCUGAUCACAUUGUAUGGACGUACUGGAAAUCUGCUUGAAGUAUACCGUAUCUGGCGUUCAUUGAGGCUUUCGUUUCCCAAAACCCCAAAUAUAAGCUAUCUAAACAUGAUACAAGUGUUGCUUAAGUUGAAUGAUUUACCAGGUGCUGAGAAAUGUUACCGGGAGUGGGUAUCUGGUUGCUCAACUUAUGAUAUUCGAAUUGCAAAUUCCCUAAUAGGAGCUUAUCUUAAAGAAGGUUCAUUGGAGAAGGUUGAGGCACUCAAGGCACGGGCAAAGAGGAGAGGAGCCAAGCCCAAUGCUAAAACUUGGGAGCUUUAUCUGGAUUAUUAUCUGAAGAAUAGAGAGAUUGAAUCAGCAGUAGUUUGUAUCGAAAAUGCAAUUUUAACCGGCAGGGGAGAUGGUGGUAAAUGGACCCCUUCACCUGCCCUUAUUGGAGAACUGAUGCGACAUUUUGAGCAAAACAAGGAUGUCGAGGGUGCUGAACGUUUUCUGGAGGUUCUGAAGAAGUCAAAAGACGAUUUGGGAUCAGAAGUACUUGAAUCAUUGAUAAGAAUCUAUGCAGCUGCUGGAAAAACAAGUCCUGUCAUGCGUCGCUGGAUUAAGAUGGAGAAUGUAGAAUUGAGCGAGGAAGGUAUAAAAUUACUGGAUGUCGUCUGUAAGGAAUGAGAUCUUUUAGCUAGACAUCUUUUUGUGUAUGAAAAUUUCCUUUUAAGUUUCAAUUUAAAUUCCUUGCCGGUUAUAACACACUCAGUACGUUGGUAGUGAAGAUUUGCUAUGUCACUUCAGAAGCUGAUCUGUUCAUUUGAACUAUUUCUUGUGCAUUCUAGUGGUCUUCUGUGCCCAUGAUAAAUUUUGAACAAUCUCA